AUGGCUCUGUCAAUCUCUCGAGUCUCUUUUGAGCAUUACGCCUCACCCCUGGGUAUCGCAGAGACAGCACCAAGAAUCUCAUGGAGGUUUGACGGUGAUGCUCACGAUUGGGAACAGAGCUCUUACGACAUCCAAGUCACUCGCAGCACCAGUGAAAAGCCCAACUCCUUCUCCUGCAAGUCCUCCGACUCUCUUUACCAGCCAUGGCCCGAUGCUCCACUCGAAGAAGCCCAACCCGUCUCCGUCAGGAUCCGUGCUCAUGGCCGCUCAAAGCAGCCCUCGACGCCCUGGUCUGAUUGGGUCUCUGUCGAGACAGGACUAUUCAAGAAGAGCUGGGAGAACGUGAAGCCCAUCGCUUCAACGAUCAAGAUCAACGUCACCGCGCCCAAACGUCCUGUCUACUUCCGCAAGGAGUUCAAGCUUCCUGAUGAUAUUAUCUCGGCUAGGCUUUACAUCACGGCCCUGGGCAUCUACGAAGCAGAGAUCAAUGGGAAGCGGGUUGGCGACAGUGUCUUGGCCCCCGGCUGGCAGUCCUUCCACCAUCGCCAAGUCUAUGACACUUAUGAUGUGACCAAGCUCCUCACCCCAGGUUCGAAUGCGAUAGGCGCUCUUGUCGGUGAAGGCUGGUACGCUGGACGGUUGGGUUUCGCAGGCGGUCAACGAAACAUCUACGGCAACUCUACUGGUCUUUUGGCACAGCUCCACGUCAAGUCCAAGAGCGGAAAGACAGUCAAGAUCGUCACUGACACCACUUGGAAGUCCAGCUUUGGUCCUGCUACCGCCGGAGAGAUCUAUGAUGGGGACAAAUACAAUGCAACUCUCGAAACCGAUAUCAAGGGAUGGUCCAAGCCUGGCUUCAAGGGUUCUUCUUGGAACGAUACUCGUCUUCUGCCCUCUCCGGAUGGCGAGCUUGUUCCUGCUGAGCAGCCACCUGUGCGACGCGUUGAAGAGGUCAAGCCACAGCGUUUCUUCAAAUCCGCUUCUGGAAAGCAACUUGUCGACUUUGGACAGAACCUUGUUGGCUGGCUGAGACUGAACGUUGAUGGUCCCAAGAACACCACUAUCCGACUGCGACACGCCGAGGUUCUGGAGGAUGGUGAACUGGCUCUUCGACCUCUCCGACUAGCCAAGGCUGAGGACUACCUUACCCUCAGUGGUGAAGGUCCUAUCGAGUGGGAGCCCAAAUUCACAUUUCACGGCUUCCGCUAUGCUGAACUUUAUGGCUGGCCUGAAGAAACAUCCCUGGACGCGAAUAGCGUGAGGGCCAUUGUUGUUCAUACAGAUCUGGAAGAAACAGGAUACUUCAACUGCUCCAACUCGCUUCUCAACAAGUUCCACUCCAACGUCCGGUGGUCCAUGAAGGGCAACUUCCUGAGCAUUCCGACCGACUGCCCUCAACGAGAUGAGCGACUUGGCUGGACGGGCGAUGCACACGCUUUCGGCCCUACAUCCAACUACCUAUACGAUACAUCGGCCUUCUGGAAGGGCUGGCACAAGGAUAUCUGGUCUGAGAUGUCCCAGAACCAGAUGGUCCCGCCAUUCUAUGUCCCCUCAAUACCUUGGUUUCUGGACAGACCUCCCAAACCAGCAUCAGUAUGGGGAGACGUGGUGGUGGGCAAUCCAUGGCACAUUUACCAAUCGUUCGGUGACAAGGCACUACUCCAGGAACACCUCCCUCAGGCUCAGAACUGGAUUGAUACAGGUAUCUCUCGGAAUGAUGUUGGCCUCUGGAACCGAAGUAGCUUUCAGUUUGGUGACUGGCUCGACCCUCUUUCACCCCCCGAUGACCCUGGCGCCGCAACGACAGACAAGUACUUGGUCUCGGAUGCGUACUUGGUCAAGAUGACCGAAACACUAUCACAGAUCACCGGAGCCCUUGGUAACUUCAAACUAACCAGGAAGUACCAAACCCAGCACUCUGAUCUCAAGCGCGAGUUCCAGAGUGCCUGGGCACCCGACGGCAAAUUAGCCAACCGAACUCAGACCGCCUACGCCUUAUCGCUGGCUUUCGACCUUCUCAAGGAUGAUAAGCAGAAAAAAGCAGCCGCCGACACCCUGCGAGACAUCAUCAAGAACAACGACUAUCUUGUUGGUACAGGCUUUUCAGGAACAUCUCAACUUGGGUUUGCACUCUCAGACAUCAACUCGACAGAUGUCUUCUACCGCAUGCUUCUUCAGGAGAAGGUUCCGUCUUGGUUGUACCAGGUUGUCAUGGGCGGCACAACCACCUGGGAGCGAUGGGAUAGUAUGCUGCCCAAUGGCACUAUUAACCCCGGUGAGAUGACCAGCUUUAACCAUUACUCUUUUGGGUCGGUUGCCAAUUGGAUGCAUCAGUACAUUGGAGGAAUUGCACCUUUGGAGCCUGGGUACAAGACUGUUUCUAUUGCGCCUAUUCCUGGCGGCAAUCUUUCCCAUGCAAGUGCUACGUAUGUUAGUCAGUAUGGAACCAUCUCAACGGAUUGGACUCUGUCGAAUGGGAAGUUUCAUCUCAGGAUCAGGGUUCCGCCGAACACAAAGGCCAAGGUUACGUUGCCGGGGUCACAAAAGACAAAGACUAUUGGAUCGGGGUACCAUGAGUUUACUGUUUGA
Molecule: messenger RNA, 2589 nt
Organism: Fusarium musae
Lineage: Eukaryota; Fungi; Ascomycota; Sordariomycetes; Hypocreales; Nectriaceae
Exons: 1
Coding region: 1-2589 (862 amino acids)
Biological process (GO): carbohydrate metabolic process
Source: RefSeq, a predicted model, not a curated record